Messenger RNA from Anas platyrhynchos (mallard), 2661 nucleotides. NCBI's taxonomy places the organism in Eukaryota, Metazoa, Chordata, Aves, Anseriformes, Anatidae. The record is from RefSeq and is a predicted model, not a curated record.
UAGCAAUUCCAAGCCACGCUCAGCAGUGGCACAGGGACUGAUCCAGGAAUCUCAACCACCUCAAGCCCACGGUCUGCCACAAGUCAUUCAUCCCAAGAAGCCUUGUCCUGUAUGCUGCCAGCCCAGUAAGCACUGUAGGCUAAAUUUCCUGGGAUCCAAGUGCCAGUGGGGGAGACCAGGAUUUGGGACCAAAAAUCUGAGUCGAGCUGCUGGAGUGAUGCACCGUGUCCAUAGAGAUAUAGGUUCCCCCAAACCCACUCCAUGCAGCUCAGAAGGAGCAGGAUGAGGCCAGUGGUGUUGUCUGUCUUGGUGUGGAUGCUCUGUUUGACCAGACACAUAGAUGCUCCAGUGAUGCUGGGAGGAAGAACUCUCUUGGGCUCUGCUGUCGCCUUUGUUUCAGGCACAGAGAGAUUCUGGGCUGCCAAGCAAAGCUGCAGAUGCUAAUCCUGCCCUUCCAGCAAAGGGAAAAAUGCACUGUGCACCGCUCCUGCAGGAUUUGGUCCAAGAGCUGCCCUUAGGAUAGCUCAGGGCGAGGGGACAGCGGGGCUUAAGGGUGGUUGCAGCCCAGCUGCCUGCGCAGAAGCACAGGAAGGGACAAAGUGAGAAGCUGGGAAGAGAAAUGUGCAGCUCUGGGCUCAAACCAGGACAAGCCCUGAGCUGGAGCUUGCAGGUACCGCAGCUGCACUGGCCUCUCCUCCUAUAUAUUUUUUUUCCCAUCUCUUGUCCCUUUUCUGUGAUGCUCCAGGAGGAACUGGGGGAAGGACAUAUGUCACCAGAUGGAGGGGCUGGCGGAGAAGCCGCCUGAAUACUGCUGGGUGGGAAUAUCACGCAUAUCCUCACUACGCAAGCCCAAAGCUCCAAAACGUGAUGUCAGGGGUAGAAGCAGGCCCACAAAUAACCCAAUUUGGUCCAGGUUCAGCCAGACCCCCACUCCCCUGCACCCCAGGCUGUCUCCAGCACCCAGCAUCUAUCCUUCUCACCCAAAUGCUCCUCGUUUACCACUCGCACCCAUGGGCACAGGGUACCCACUGUAUUGGGGGGCAUUGUCCCUACUGUCACCAAAUGUGAGGGUCCAGCCACAUUGAUUCAAGACUUUAAGCCCAGCGCAGCAUGAGACACCUCCCCUUGGGGACUCCCUGGUGUGUCAUCCCCUGCUGCUCAAAGCCUUGGAGAUUUCUCCCCAUCACAGGUGGCUGCUUUUGGGGAUGGGGGACGGGUUCAUCCCCACCCCAUUUGGGGGAACAGCAACCAUGACUCCAUCAGGCAGACCCUGGUUUCAAUGGGACAUGGGCAACUUUUAUGGGGUUUUAUAAUCCCAGACCAGUGCAGGAGAGGUAAGUGACUCUGGACUUACUGGGUGGCAAAACCAGGGUGACCCUAAUGUUCAGAGACCCCCAAAACCCUGCAGGAAUGCACAUAGCUCUGAAAGCCUCCAAAAGGACCAAAUCUCCUUGAUUUUUCUUGGCUUUUUUUUUUUUUCCUUACCCUCUUCCCCCCUCCCCUUCCCUCCACCCAGGGAAAGGUCUGGGUUAUUCACGUACCUGCUGUUUCACAAAAUCCUCCCCCCCGCUUCCCCCUCCCAUGCUCGCCUUCCCCUGCCAGAACUCCUCACCAGCUUCUCCUCCUUCUCUUGGGGACAAUCCCAAUGGAGCAGGGGGAUUUGGAAGACUCAUCCCAACAGGAUAAGCCCAAGGAGAGGCGUCAGCAUGGCAUGGUGCUGAGGAGGACCGAGGUGGCCAUUUGCCCGAGUGCCAAGCUAGGAGAAGACCAGGAGGAGGAACCCAGACCACAAAGACAGAGGCAAAACCAUGCCGGGCAGGUGCAGGAUAACCCCAGUGAAAUCCAUCCCCAGAAAACUGGGAUCAAGGCUGGGAUGUGCCCCAAGGAAAAAGUGUACGGGUGCAGCAAGUGUGGGAAAUCCUUCAAUUGGAAGAACAAACUGAGCCGGCAGCUGAGGACGCACACUGGGGAGUGUCCCUACAAGUGCUCCGAGUACUGGAGUAGCUUCAGUGACCAUUCGAACCUCAUCUCCCACCAGAAGCUCCACCGGGGAAAACCCUAUGAGUGCUUGGACUGUGGGAAGCGCUUCAGCCAGAGCACCAGCCUCCUGGCCCACCACCGGAUCCACACAGGGGAAAAACCCUAUGUCUGCUUCAGCUGUGGGAAACGCUUUGCCCGGAGGCAAAACCUCACCAUGCACCAGAGCAUCCACACUGGGGAGAGACCCUACUCCUGCCAGGAUUGCGGGAAAAGUUUCCGGAGGAGCUCCGACCUCAUCCGCCUUCAUACGGGUGAACGGCCCUAAAAAUGCCCGGACUGUGGGAAGGGUUUCACAUGGAGCUCCAAGCUGAUGGACCACCAGUGGACCCACACAGGGGAAGCCCCCUCCAGGUGCUUGGUGUGCAGCAAGCACUACAAGGCCAACAUCUCCUUGAGGUCCCACGUGAAGCUGCACACAUGAGAUGGGCUCGCUGAGGGGCUGGUAGGGCCAUGUCCUAUGGGGAGAUGGAGAGGAGGAAGGAGCUGUGGCCAAGGAGGGUCUGAUGGGUGGAUGGUGGCAAACAUAGAACCUAGAAGUAGAUGGGCUCACUGCUGAGAUCAUUCCUGAGUACUGGUUCUUUCCUUUUUGCACAUUAGCAUUAAAAUGUUUUGGACUUUCCA